Messenger RNA from Brassica rapa (field mustard), 10706 nucleotides. RefSeq lists its product as uncharacterized. The record is from RefSeq and is a predicted model, not a curated record. NCBI's taxonomy places the organism in Eukaryota, Viridiplantae, Streptophyta, Magnoliopsida, Brassicales, Brassicaceae.
UAUAAAUAUGAUGUAUAAUUGUAAGGACCAAAAUGCAAAUAAAAAGAUGAAACUUCAAAUUUGAAGUUUUGAAAAGUGAAACUCUAUAUUUGGAGUUUCACUCUUUAAAACUUCAAAUUUGAAGUUUUGAAGUUCCUUUUUGGAGAGCAAAAAACUCUAUAUUUGGAGUUAUAGAGUUUCUUUUGGAGAUGCUCUAAACUUUUAAAUUCAUCAGAGUAACUAAUCAGUUUUAGUUUAUGUUUAGUAUUGUUUUCAAAUCUAGUUCAGUUCGGUUCUUUGGAUUCAGAUGUUUUACCCAUACAUAUUUUCUUUUACUAAUAUAAUGUAAAAUAAUUAUUCUCGGUUUAUUGAACAUACAUAAUUAUUGAUUAUACUUUAAAAAUACCAAUAAAAAUGGUUGAGAAUCGUGUCAAUAUUUGUGGGCAUGUUCUAAAAUGGACGUAGUCUAAAACCAAUAACCUGUAUGUUCUUAUAAUGUGAUCUCUUCACCCAACACUUGAAUUCUGUUUUUUAGUCGAUUUUACGAAUUUUAUUUUCUUUUAAAACUUUUCUGAUUUCUGAUUUUUUUUCUUCCAAUCUGAUUAUGUUUUUAAUUUUUUGUCUGAUUUGAAAACUCCGUAAAAAAAAAAUAUUUGGCUUAAUUAUCCAACUUUGUGUGUGGUAUUUUUUACCUCAGUCUAAUUAAUUCAUAACCAAUCACAAUUAUUUAUUGCAUUCGUGUACAGAAGCCUCAACCAUAGCUAAGUUCAGCAAGAUACAAAAUUUUCAAUUCUAAAAACAUUCACAUUCAAUCAUUUAUGAAUCUUAAUCAUUUUUAAUUUAUUUCUUUCAAAAUGAUAUUAUUCAUUAGUUGUACGGAGAGAACUUCAGUUCACUAAUACAAAUGUUAAAAAUGCAAGAACUGAAAAGUGAGUUUAUUAAAAAAAAAUUAGUGUGAACACAUUAAAUUGUUUGCGGUAGAAUUAAAAAAUUAGUAUGUGAACGCAUUAAUUGUUAAAUGAUUGUGAGACUGAAAAGUCAACAUACUUAAAUUGAAAUCAAUGUGAAGUUGACAUGUGUUCAAUAUAGUGUGAAAGCAUUAAAUGACAAUGCUUUUCUUUUAAUAUAUAGAGAAUUUUUAUUAAAAUGAUUAAGCUAGCGUAAAAGAAAAAACUAAGUUUUGUGAUGACUAAGACUAUUUCGGAGGCAUUGUACAUGUUUGGAGGAAUUUCUGUGUCAACAAAUCUAGGACAAAGUUUGAAUAUAAUUUUAUAAAUUCUGUUUCAAUAUCAGAAUCACGUAAAAAAAAUGCUCCCGACAAAGACGGAAACGGCGAUGCUUAUGGCGAUUUAGGGCUUCAAUGGUUUCGCGACGGUGGGAACCAGGUAUUUGGUGACGGAGGCUUGAUUGGGGCAGACAAGGAUCAUGGAUAUAUGGAAUGGAGAUCUAUUUCAAAUCUCAGAGGUAUUGCGAUGGGGAUGGGAAAGAGGUUUUCAAAGGGAUUAAGGGAACAAAAUAUCAGAAAGGAUCAGACUUUGAUCAUCAUCAAGAUCAAAUCGCAAGGCUAUCAAGGUAGCUGGAGAGUUUGAUCGUACCAAACGGGGUGAAGCUGGUGAGUUCGGAUCAAGGUGCAAACUUUGUUUUAAGGAUUAUUGAGAGUAAGGAGAGAAGCGGUGAGGGAUACAAAUGGGGAACCUAUGACUUUGAAUCACUGGAACGAGAUCAAGCUAGGGGAGAACGAAGUCUGAAUGCUGUCUCUUUAAACACAUUCAGCUUCUUUAACAACAGGCUUUCUCUUCUGCUGCAACUAGAAUUUUGCUGGUUACUUGGGAAAGAGGCUGAUCUAGUGCAAACACUGAUUAUUGGGAUUAGAAUCUUCAUGGCAUUGAGCGGGGUAGCGGGGAGCUUCAUAGGUCGUAGGGUGAUCGACAUAUUAACAAAGAAUUCAAGUCGGAGAUCCUUGAUUCAAAGUCAUCAAACUUCAAAGAGCAGAGGUUUUUGGGAUGAGUUAUAUGGAUGGAGGAAGACAGAGAGUUCACGGUUUUCAAUUAUAGAAAAAAUAUCAAAUGAUUUGAGUGGUGCAACUGGUUUGUUUGUUAUUAUAUUGAUUGAGCUGUGGUGUCCUAUAGAGUUUGACUUAUUUCAAAGAUCACGUUUUGGGAUACGAGGUUGUUUGGAUUGGAGGUCAUGUGGUUUUAAUGUUCAGAUUAGUGUAAAGAUUCGUCUUUUCCUAAUUUUGUUGAUAGUAGCAAGGGCUAAGUUUUUUCCUUUGUGUCAGUUUCUUGUACGUUAUGUGUUCUCUGUAAAGAACGAUAAUGGUAAAUUUUGGAAAAAUGAAUUUUUAAAGUUUUCUUGGAAUAUAAUGCAAUAGUUCAGGGCACAAAAGAAGGAUAUUAGGUGGAGUGUGAUAAUAGGGUACCAUUACACCCGCCGAUUUGGCUCUUCGGAGCGAAUGAAGAACAAAUUUUUUAUAUGAGGAUAUUAAGUUGGAAUUGCCGAGGAAUGGGCAGUAAGUGGACUAUAAGUUAUUUAAGCAAGAUAAGACAUAAACAUAAACCGAACUUUCUAUUUUUCUCAGAAACAAAACAGGAAUCAGAUUUUGUCCAAAAGUUUCAGGCGCACUUUGGUCAUGAUAAUUUGGUCACAGUGGAUCCAGUGGGAAGAAGUGGGGGAUUAGCGCUUUUUUACAAUAAUGAGUAUUAGGUGAAGGUAUUAUAUUCUAGUAACCGAAUGAUUGAUGUGGAAGCAGAGGCUCUAGGCAAGAAGGUGUAUCUUACUUUUGUAUAUGGGGACCCAGUUCAAGAAAUGAGGGAACAAGUAUGGAGCGCUUAACUAGAUAUGGUCUGACGAGAUCCGAACCUUGGUUCAUUAUUGGUGAUCUAAAUGAGAUUCGUGGAAAUAAUGAAAAAGACGGAGGAUCUAUAUGGAGUGCAGAUUCAUUUAUUCCUUUUAAUAAUAUGAUACGAAAUAGUAGUUUAUUGGAAUUUCCGGCUCGGAGAAAUAAAUUGUCAUGGCAAGGAAGAAGAGGAAAAGGGAAAGGGGCAGUGAUGGUUCGCUGUCGUUUAGAUCGCGCUUUAGCAAAUGAAAAGUGGCAUACGUUAUUUCUUUGCUCUUUUACAAAGUAUCUGGGAAUGGUGGCCUCUGAUCAUCGACCGGUGGUGGCUUAUCUAGACGACAAAGUUCUCAGGAGGAAAGGACGAUUUCGGUUCGAUAAAAGAUGGAUUGGACAAGAGGGCCUACUGGAUUCGAUUACAAUGGGUUGGGCAGACUCCAACGAAGGAGGAGUGGAAGGGAGAACAUGGGGUAUUGUGGAAAAAAUUAGCAAUUGUCGUCAUGAAAUUGCUAAAUGGCGGAAAAAUAAUCCACCUUAUGGGAAAGAAAAAAUAAAUGAGUUACAACAAGCACUGGAAGAAGUACAAACAGAUAAUACCAGGUCACAAAAGGAUAUUUUGGAGGUGUCUAGGAAAUUACAAGAGGCAUAUAAGGAUGAAGAAAACUACUGGCAUCAAAAAAGUAAGAAUGUGUGGUACUCAUCUCGGGAUCUUAACACAAAAUUUUAUCACGCUUUAACUAAGCAAAGACGGGUUCGUAAUAGGAUUGUGGGUUUACAUGAUGUUGAUGGGAAUUGGAUUACCGAGGAUAAUGGUGUGGAAAAGGUGGCAAUAGAUUAUUUCAAAAAUCUUUUUAGUACAACCUCCCCAUCGGAAUUUGAUAGUUUUAUGGCAGAGGUUACACCUGGAAUUACUCUUCAGAUGAAUCAACGAUUAUUGAGGCUAGUGACAGAGGAGGAGGUCAGAGAGGCUUUGUUUAUGAUGCAUCCUGAAAAGGCAUCAGGACCGGACGACAUGACCGCCCUUUUUUCCAACACUCCUGGCAUAUUAUUAAGAAUGAUUUGGUUGAAAUGGUCAACAAUUUUUUGGUUUCGGGAGAAAUGGAUGCAAGAUUAAAUAUUACUAAUAUUUGUAUGAUCCCAAAGACGGAGAGACCCACAAGGAUGACGGAGCUGCGACCAAUCAAUCUAUGUAAUGUGGGAUAUAAAAUUAUCUCGAAGGUUUUGUGCCAGCGGUUGAAAAUUUAUCUUCCCUUACUUAUAUCCGAAACUCAAUCGGCAUUCGUGGCAGGACGGUUAAUCUCGGAUAAUAUUCUCAUCGCUCAAGAAAUAUUUCACGGACUACGGACCAAUAAAGCAUGUCAAGGAAAGUAUAUGGCAAUUAAAACGGACAUGAGCAAAGCAUACGAUAGGGUGGAAUGGGACUUUAUUAGGGCCUUACUGCAGAAAAUGUGAUUUGAUCUUCAUUGGAUCAAAUUGAUGAUGAAAUGUAUUUCCUCGGUUCAGUAUCGGAUUCUUGUAAAUGGUCAACCAUGUGGCCUCAUUGUUCCAAAUAGAGGCUUACAAGGAGAACCUUUAUCACCAUAUUUAUUUAUUCUCUGCACUGAGGCGUUGAUUACAAAUAUAAAAAAGGCAGAGAGAGGGAAACAACUAACAUGAAUGAAAGUGGCAAGAGCUUGCCCACCGAUAUCUCAUUUGCUUUUUGCAGAUGAUAGUCUAUUCUUCUGCAAAGCUCAAAAGGAAGAGUGUCAAACUAUUCUCAGGAUUUUAAAGGAAUAUGAAGUAGUUUCAGGGCAGCUAAUAAAUUUUGAUAAGUCCUCAAUUCAAUUUGGACAUAAGAUCGACGAACCCGUCAGACAUGAAUUAAGGGAUAUUUUGGGCAUUCAGAAUCUUGGAGGAAUGGGAUUCUACCUUGGUUUACCAGAAAAUUUGGGGGGUUCAAAGAUCCAAGUUUUUAGCUUUGUCCAAGAUCGAUUAAAAAAUAGAGUUAAUGGGUGGACUUUCAAUUUUUUCACAAAAGGCAGAAAGGAAGUGAUCAUUAAAUCAGUGAUCACAACUUUACCAAAUCAUACAAUGUCUUACUAUCGAUUACCUAAGGCAACUGUGAAAAAAUUGACGAGCGCGGUCUCAUAAUUCUGGUGGAGUCCAGGAGGAAGUACAAGGGGUAUGCAUUGGAAAUCAUGGGACAAGGUAUGUGUAGACAAGGACGAGGGCGGUUUGGGAUUUAAAGACAUCACUGAUUUCAAUACAGCGAUGCUUGGUAAACAGUUUUGGCGUCUGGUAGAGAAGCCAAACACUUUAUUUUCUCGUGUUUUCAAAGGGCAGUAUUUCAGAAAUGCUUCACCUUUGGAACCGAUCCAUUCAUACUCUCCGUCAUAUGGCUGGCGGAGUAUUGUUUCUGCUAGAUCUUUGGUAAGCAAAAGACUAAUUAAACGGGUGGGAUCAGGUUCUUCUAUUUCUGUAUGGAUUGACCCAUGGCUCCCAACCACUCGCCCGAGACCCGCAAAUAAAAAUCAACAUAAUUUAUACCCGGAUCUUAAAGUAGAGUCUCUCAUAGACUCUACCUCACACACUUGGAAUUCACAGGCAAUUCGGGCUUUGGUAGAUCCAAUAGAUGCAAAACUUAUAGAAAGCAUACCACUGAGCAGGACUCAGAGGAUAGAUAGAGAUGGAUGGCACUUCACAAAUAACAGAAAAUAUACGGUCAAAUCAGGAUAUCAUGUAGAACAGAUUUAUCCAGAUAGAGAAAGGCCACCAUUAUUAAUUGGUCCCACGGUAGAAGUUAUGAAGGCUCACUGCUGGAAAAUACGUUGCCCACCAAAGUUAAAACAUUUUCUAUGGCAAUUAGUAACAUGAUGUAUAGCAGUGAAGAAGAAUUUACAGGCAAGAGGAAUACAAUGGGAUAUUUGUUGUGGAAGAUGUGGAGCCCACGAGGAAUCCAUAAAUCAUGUGUUUUUUGAAUGCCCUCCAGCAAUUCAGGUUUGGGCUCUAUCGAAGAUACCAUCAAAUCUAACUAUCUUUCCGACAAGUGCUCUCUUCACAAAUAUGGAUCAUCUGUUCUGGAGAGUUAUUCCACAGAUGGAAGAGCAUCAGUUUGCAUGGAUACUAUGGUAUAUCUGGAAAGCUAGGAAUAAUAAAGUUUUCAGUAAUUUGGAUAUUGAUCCUUUUGAUACGCUUAAGUUGGCAGAAACAUAAUCAACACUGUGGGCUGAGGCACAGAUUUUGAAAGAGCAGAGGACAAUACCACAAAUACUAGAUACGACCUUGCCGUCAAUUCCAGGAAGAUGGUGUUUUGUGGAUGGCUCAUGGAAAGAGAGUGAUACUUUUUCAGGACAAGGUUGGUACAGGACUUUAGAAGGAUUUGAUGGAUUAUUGGGGGCAAAGAAUGUUUGGGCUACUCUCUCUCCCCUUCAUGCGGAGAUGGAAACGCUACUCUGGGCAAUGGUAUGCAUGAGGAAUUUACGUCAAUUUCAGGUUACGUUUGCAACGGAUUGUUCUCAAUUGGUGAAGAUGGUUUCGGAACUAGAAGAAUGUCCAGCUUUUGCAACUUAUUUGGACGAUGUCAAGAUCCUGAAAGAGAGUUUCACCCGAUCAGAGAUUAUCUAUGUACCACAGACGUAAAAUAUAAAGGCGUAAAGACUAGCACGCAGUGUUAGGAAGCAGCCGUCUUUCGUCGUUCACAUGGAUACGGAUCACCCGGUUUGGUUUACAGAGUCAGAAUGAGUUUGUAAAAGUCGAUGACAAAAAAAAAAAUUCUGUUUCAAAAUAAAAAAUAUUCAAAAUUGCUUGUCAUCGCUCAAAAAUCUGUUUUGAUGCAAGAUUUUUACAUCUUUUUAAAAAUAUAUUUAGCACUCUUGCAAUAAUUUCGUAAAAGAAAAUUUUAUUUAGAAUCGUUUUCAGAUUUUUGAAUGCACAAAACUAUAUUUUUUUUUUGGUUAUUAGAAUAGUUCUUUUGGGUAUCGCUCUAAUGUGACGAUGUAAACAGUACAACAUUUUACGGCAAUCUAUAUACUUUUCUUCAAGAAUACUUCCAUAUCUUACAUUUGAAACAUUUGUUUCUAUAUUGAUAUACGAUAUGCAGACAAGAUAUUGUAAGACCUGUUUUUUAAUCUUUUAAACUAUUUCACUAUGCUCUUUUGUCCAAAGAAUUUAAUUUUUAUUUAGACGACUGUGUAAAAGUUUAAAUGUGUAAAACUUUAGCUAUUGCAUGCAUUUAUAUCAGGUCAGAAAUUUUAAACAUAAAUGAAAUUUUAAAAUAAUAUUUAUAAAUUAGUUUUAUCAAUAAUUUUUUAUGAAACUUUUAUUUUGAAAAUUUUAAAUAUCUUUCAAUAGGUGUCAUCACACCUUGUAAUAUGUUUGGAAUUUGUUCUUAGUUUGGAAUAUUGAUAUCACUCAAAUUAUCUUAAAGAGUGACUUUUACUCUCUCAAAUAAAAUGCUCAAUUGUAGUACUUAGAGAUCGAAUCCACAGAGACUCUAGGAUUAUAUAAUAGAUUUGGAGUUUUUGAAUUAAAGCUAGAUGGUUAUGAAUAAAGCAGUAAAUGAAGCUAAGGUUGAGUGAACCAGGUAAUUGUUCAGUUGAUUGAUUUUAGGUUGUAAGCAAUUAAAUAUGAAUAUCUAGAUUCAUAUGACUUCUCACGUGUGACAAGUAUGCUUUCUGUGAAUUAUUAGGAAUUUAUAAAUGUUAUUUGUUUUUGAACUCGAACUUAAGUUAUAAUCUAUCAACUUACGUUUCUUUAGAUUAUCUAAUGUCUAGAUCUCAGAUUUCAACUUUCGUUUGUUAAUCAGGAGAAAGUGUCGAUCGAUGGUUCCAUACGAAUAUCGAUCGAUACACCUUUCAAAACGUCGAUCGAUACAACAGUCGUUAUGUCAAUUGAUGUUUAUUCUAGCAAGCAUUACGAGUGGGUUUGAUAGGUUCUCUAAUCUCCUAGACCAACCUUCGUGUGUAUCCAGUUAAUUAGAUAACACUAGUUUAGAUUCAGGUAACAGACCAAACUUCUGCGUGCGCCAAUUAAUCCUAAGAUCUAAGUUCAGGGUGAUGAAGCAUAGACUUUGCAGUAAGAACAACUAGAUGAAGAACUAUUUAAGUUUCCUAACAAAUAUUCAUUUCAGCAAUAUAUAAAUCAACAAUUGAAGAACCCUAAAUCUAACAGUAAGACUACUCAGGCAUAUUCAUAAAGAACAUUAUGAUGGUCUGAAUAAUACUUAAUAAAGUAAAGAAGAAAAGCAAACAAAGUAGAGUAAUAGACAAAGAAAUUUAAGAUCUUCUAUGUUAUGAAGUUCAGAUCUAUCUUUUCAAUCUUAAGCUCUCUUCUUCUAACUUCUAAGUGUAGAGAUGUGUGCCUUCAAAAGUAUCUCUCUCUAAAAGUUUGUGUCUAGAUAAAACAUAAAAAAACCCUAAUAAAUAGUCUAACAGGCGGUCAUGGACCCAUGGUGCAAAUUUUGGAACUUCUGGAUAAAACUCGUAAUUUUCUUAAAUCAUCAUUAAACUUCGCGGAUGGCUCACCGUCAGUCGACGUUGAUAAUGAUCCGUCGAUCGAUGUUUUCUUCAAUAAUCGACUCCGCCUUCAUGUUUUCAGCAAUGCUUUCAUAAAAGCUCCAAUUGCCCCAAAAUCACCACUUUACUCCAAUAGGUACAUGAACAUGUAAGUACUCUAAAAAGACUCCAAAAUGCAUAUAAAAAACUUUAACAACAUAUAUAAACCAUGGGUAAAAGUGGGUGAAAUCCAUGUCAUAUCAAAUAGAGACAUUUUUGUUUUGGAAACAACAAGACCAUUUUUCUCGUAACAUAAGAAAAUGUCUGACAUUUUUGAAAUGUUCAUCAAGAGAAUUUGAAAAUAUUAGUAUAUCAUCAGUGUAGAAAAUGAAAAAUUUGACUAUUCAGAUAAUAUAUGGUUGACAAAAAAAAUCAGAUAAUAUUAUUCAUGUUUUUUUUUAAACUGAGAAUGUGAGUUUUUAAAAAGAAAAUUCCAUAAAAAUAUUCCAACUAAAUUUCAUUAUGCUUUUUAAUAACCAAAUUUUUUGGUACCCAUUUUAGUACCCCCUACUAAUUAUUUAGUUCAUUUUAAUAGAUCAAAUUUUAUAAUUGUUCCCCUUUUAAUACCCAAACUUUGUUUAUUUUAAGUAAAAAUAUAAUAAGUUUUAAACAAAAUUAAAAAACACUCCAAAAUCUAAGAAUUGUUUUUUAAGCUCUAAUGUUUUUUGAUGAUUAAGUUCUAAUUUUUUUUUAAGAUUUAGGAAAUAAGGUAAAUAAAUCAAGGAGAAAAUUUCAAAAAAAUUUAAAGCUUAAUUUUUGAAGAAACAAUUUUUUUUUCUAUUCAGAAAACAAACUAAAUUCAAUAUUUAAAACCUAAAAACUUAUUACAAAAUUUAAGAUUAUAAAAAAUUUAGUCACUUUAUUUCUUAAACAGAAAGAAAUAGAAUUUUCUGAGAAUGUUUUAAAGAUUUUUGAAAGAUUUUAAAUUUCGUUUGAAACUUAUUAUUAUUUUUAAUUAAAAAUUAAAAGUUAGGUUAUUAAAAGGGGCACAGUUUUAAAAGUUUGUGUUUUAAAAUGAACAAAAUAAUUAUUUGGGGUAUUAAACUGGGUAACAAAAAAUUUUGGGUAUUAAAAAGCUUAACAAAAUUUAGUUAGGAUAUAUGAACUUUUCCCUUUUUAAAACCAAAAGACAUUAGAUUAUAUUGAUACUGUCCAACAGGGACUUUAACUGCACUUUUAUAACAAUCAUUUUCAGAUAUGUGAAUUUUCCAAAAUCCUAAUUUGAGACCAAACUUUGAAAAUCUGUGGGUAGAGUACAGUCUUUGAAGUAAAUAUGUUUAUUUAGUAUUGGAUAUCUAAUCCAUUUAAAAGCUGUGUUUAAAGAUCUGUAAUUAAUUACUAAACUUGGGUUCCUCUUUCAAUUUUUAAAUUUUUAUUUACAUUAAAAGCAGCACAAAACCAAAGAAAUCUUUAUUUUGAAAUUAAUCAUUUAUCUAGAUGAUCAGAAAUUUAUUUUCUACAAUGUUUUUCUAAUUCUGAAUUCAUUAAAAUUGGAAAAGCUUUUGUGGGAAUAGCAUUUGCAAGAAAGUUUUCAUCAAAAGCUAAACCAACAAUACGUUGUUUUCGAUUCCACAAAACUAGUUGAUAUAUCUGAACAAAUUUAUUGCUCAAAUAGUUUAUUUUAGUUUUUUUUAAAUGUCUUUUGUAUUUAAAUUUUCUAUGGUCUUCUGAAGUAAAAUUUCUAAUUUUAAAUUUUCUAAAUAGAAGGUUUUACUAUGAAUUAUAAAUUUUCGAAAGUUUUCUUGUAUCAAACAAGCUUUUAUCAUAUUUAGACUUUGCUUCUUUGGUGUUUCAUUAAAUUUAAAAUAUAUUUUUUAUAUUUGAUUUUUAAAGGAAUUUGCAUCAUUUAUAACUUUAUAUGGUGUAAUCCAAUUUAUAAAUUGUGUUCCUAAAAUAAUAUUCUUCCAGAUUCCAUCAAUAAAAACAUCAUCUUGUAUUUCUAGAGGUUGUGUUCUUCGUAUAGAUAUAGAUACACAAUAUCUUUGAAAUUUUACCAUCCAAAUUCAACAUAUCCAAACUUUUAAAAUCCCUUAUAUAUUAAUUGAGAAACAUUACAAUAUUGUUUUGUAGCCACGUGUCACCAUGAGAACGAAAUUCAGAAUUCUUAGAGAAAUAGGUUAGUCCAUCUUAACUUAUAUUAUACUUUUUAGUAAACUAACUAUUAAAUUAAUAAAUAGUGUACAAAAGAAUAUUUCCGCACUUUCCUUAAAUAAAGCUACGAAAUUGUCUAAUAUGGUUAACGUAUAAAUGAUAAUUAAUGAUUAUGAAUAAUAAAUAUUUGAUAAUAAUUUUUGUAUCUUAGCUCUUUUUUGUUUGAUUUUAUAUUAUUAAAAUAUAUUAAACAAUCACAUUAACCAUAUAAU